CAGGGGGGUGGGGGCUGCCGUGGCAGCAGUCGCAGCGGCUCCAGCCUCCUGCUUGCUCACUCGUUCUCAGUGCCCGGAGCCGGCUGCCCGGCUCGGGGCGGUUCGCAGCUCCCUCUCCUGCCUGGGGACCUGAAGCCGCUCCGGCUCCGGGGUAUAGGACCGCGCGACUGGCUGGCCCAAGCCCGGGGCGCGCCACGGAAGCAGGCCCCGAUGGCGCCGUCUGCGGUGGGCCUCCUUGUCUUCCUUCUGCAAGCUGCUCUUGCUCUGAACCCUGAAGACCCCAAUGUGUGUAGCCACUGGGAGAGCUAUGCCGUGACUGUGCAGGAGUCUUAUGCACACCCCUUUGAUCAGAUCUACUACACACGAUGUGCAGACAUCCUCAACUGGUUCAAGUGUACCCGGCACCGGAUCAGCUAUAAGACCGCGUAUAGGCGCGGCCUCCGGACCAUGUACCGGCGGAGGUCCCAAUGCUGCCCUGGCUACUAUGAGAACGGAGACUUCUGCAUUCCUCUGUGUACCGAGGAGUGCAUGCACGGCCGCUGUGUCUCUCCCGAUACCUGCCACUGUGAGCCUGGAUGGGGAGGCCCUGACUGCUCCAGCGGCUGUGACAGCGAGCACUGGGGUCCCCACUGCAGCAACCGGUGUCAGUGUCAGAACGGCGCCCUGUGCAACCCUAUCACCGGCGCCUGCGUGUGCGCCCCGGGCUUCCGAGGCUGGCGCUGUGAGGAACUCUGCGCUCCUGGUACUCACGGCAAGGGCUGCCAGCUGCUCUGUCAGUGCCACCAUGGCGCCAGCUGUGACCCGCGCACUGGCGAGUGCCUCUGCGCUCCUGGCUACACAGGCGUUUACUGUGAGGAGCUGUGCCCCCCUGGGAGCCAUGGAGCUCACUGUGAGCUGCGCUGCCCCUGCCAGAAUGGAGGCACCUGCCACCACAUCACUGGCGAAUGUGCCUGCCCUCCAGGCUGGACGGGAGCAGUGUGUGCCCAGCCCUGCCCUCCAGGGACCUUUGGCCAGAACUGUAGCCAGGACUGUCCCUGCCACCAUGGAGGCCAGUGUGACCAUGUGACUGGACAAUGCCACUGUACAGCUGGAUACAUGGGGGACAGGUGUCAAGAAGAAUGUCCCUUUGGAACGUUCGGUUUCCUGUGCUCUCAACGCUGUGACUGCCACAAUGGAGGUCAAUGUUCACCAGCCACAGGGGCCUGUGAGUGUGAGCCUGGCUACAAGGGCCCUAGCUGCCAGGAGCGGCUAUGCCCUGAGGGCCUGCAUGGCCCAGGCUGCACCUUGCCCUGCCCCUGUGACACCGAGAACACUAUCAGCUGCCAUCCAGUUACUGGAGCUUGUACCUGCCAACCAGGCUGGUCUGGCCACUACUGCAAUGAGUCCUGCCCCGCCGGCUACUAUGGCAACGGUUGCCAGCUACCCUGCACCUGCCAGAACGGUGCUGACUGCCACAGUAUCACCGGGAGCUGCACUUGUGCUCCAGGCUUCAUGGGAGAGGUGUGUGCCGUCCCCUGUGCUGCAGGGACCUAUGGUCCCAACUGUUCAUCUGUAUGUAGCUGUAGCAACGGCGGCACCUGUUCCCCAGUGGAUGGCUCCUGCACCUGCCGAGAGGGAUGGCAGGGCCUGGACUGCUCCCUGCCUUGUCCCAGUGGGACCUGGGGCCUGAACUGCAAUGAGACUUGCAUCUGUGCCAAUGGAGCUGCCUGCAGCCCCUUUGAUGGGUCCUGUGCCUGCACCCCAGGCUGGCUGGGGGACUCCUGUGAACUGCCCUGCCCGGACGGCACUUUUGGGCUGAACUGCAGUGAGCAUUGCGACUGCAGCCAUGCUGAUGGCUGUGACCCUGUCACAGGCCACUGCUGCUGCCUGGCAGGAUGGACAGGCAUCCGCUGUGAUAGCACGUGUCCUCCAGGUCGCUGGGGCCCCAACUGUUCAGUGUCCUGCAGCUGUGAGAACGGAGGUUCCUGCUCCCCGGAGGACGGGAGCUGCGAGUGUGCCCCUGGCUUUCGAGGACCCUUAUGUCAGAGAAUCUGCCCACCAGGAUUCUACGGCCAUGGCUGCGCCCAGCCUUGUCCCCUCUGCGUGCACAGCAGGGGGCCCUGCCACCACAUCAGUGGUAUCUGUGAGUGCCUGCCAGGAUUCUCUGGAGCCUUGUGCAACCAAGUGUGUGCUGGAGGGCACUUCGGGCAGGACUGUGCCCAGCUCUGUUCCUGUGCCAACAAUGGGACCUGCAGCCCCAUCGAUGGCUCCUGUCAGUGCUUCCCUGGGUGGAUUGGCAAGGACUGCUCACAGGGUUGCCCUUCAGCAUUUUUUGGGAAGGACUGUGGGCACAUAUGCCAGUGUCAGAAUGGAGCCAGCUGUGACCACAUCACUGGGAAAUGCACCUGUCGAACAGGCUUCUCUGGCCGCCACUGUGAACAGAGAUGUGCCCCUGGAACCUUUGGAUAUGGGUGUCAGCAGCUAUGUGAGUGCAUGAACAAUGCCACUUGUGACCACGUCACUGGUACCUGUUACUGUAGCCCGGGAUUCAAAGGAAUCAGGUGUGACCAAGCUGCCCUCAUGAUGGAUGAGCUGAAUCCCUACACCAAGAUCAGUCCAGCUCUGGGAGCAGAGCGGCACUCAGUGGGUGCUGUCACCGGCAUCGUUCUCCUGUUGUUCCUGGUGGUGGUGCUGCUGGGCCUGUUUGCCUGGCGACGGAGGCGGCAGAAAGAGAAAGGCCGUGACCUGGCUCCCCGAGUCUCCUACACCCCAGCCAUGAGGAUGACCAGCACAGACUACUCUCUCUCAGAUUUGUCUCAAAGUAGCAGCCAUGCCCAGUGCUUUUCCAAUGCCAGCUACCACACACUGGCGUGUGGGGGGCCUGCCACCAGCCAGGCCAGCACUCUGGACAGGAACAGCCCCACCAAGAUCAGUGCCCUGGAGGCCAGGUACCCGCCCGAGGACUUCUACAUUGAACUUAGACACCUCAGCCGCCAUGCUGAGCCACACUCACCAGGCACUUGUGGAAUGGACAGACGUCAGAACACAUACAUUAUGGACAAAGGCUUCAAAGAUUACAUGAAAGAAUCUGUGUGCAGUUCUAGCACUUGCUCCUUGAACAGCAGUGAAAACCCUUACGCCACAAUUAAGGACCCACCCAUCCUCACCUGCAAGCUUCCAGAAAGCAGUUAUGUAGAAAUGAAGUCACCUGUGCACUUGGGGUCUCCGUACACAGAUGUGCCAUCCUUGUCGACAUCUAAUAAAAAUAUAUAUGAAGUUGGUAGGUGUCUCACAUAACUUAGCAAAACCAGGGCAACAGUGCAGCAUCUCAAGUGAAAACAAGCCCUCCUCCACACACUCUAUCUCCAUACCACAUCCUUCUGUUUGGUUGCAUUUGAAGGAACCUGAGGAGAAACUUUGUCUCAGGGUUGCCCUUCCCUCUAAUGCAGGAAACCAGAAUCUUGUGCCACCUUGCUUACAAAUCACAACUGAUAAAAGUAGAAACUGUGAGGGUGGAGAGCCAGUAUACAACACUUCGACUACUGUUAAUACAAAUCCAAAGCGGAAAACGAAAACAAUCAGAAUGGCCGUUUACAAGUUUCUAAAUCACUUCUUAAACCUCCCCCAGUAAGACCCACACCUCUAGGAUGUCUUGAAUCUCUUGUUGUUGAGCAAACUAGGAUUCUGGCAGUACACUGUCUUAGGUUUUUCCCUCUCUUAAGCAAGCCUCCAUCCUAAUCCUCCUGGAUUUGUCAGAUGUAUACAUAUACCCACAGUUUUUCUCCCCAACAAGUUAAAUAGAACUUUCUUCCCUCCCACCAAGGCAACAAUGCUAAUCUAUUCUCUGAACUCAUUUUUCACUAUAUUCCUUAGAGCCCACAGUCAGUGUGGUCCAAGAAGGCCGAGGUCAUAACUCCAGCUAUAUCCAGAAUCCAUACGACCUACCUAAGAACAGCCAUAUUCCUGGUCACUAUGACCUCCUCCCAGUAAGACAGAGCCCUGCCCAUGGGCCCUUCCAGGAAAAGCAGUAAGAGGGAUAAGCGUCUCUCUUAGUGUGCUCUGCUGACUAUUUUCUGACUCUGAAAGAAGACAAUCCAUGACUUGAAAUAUCAGUACAGAAUGCCUUGAGCUGUGUGUUAUUAGUUCCUUCACCUGGAUUGAAAGAAACACUUCCAAACGGGACUGGGGUAACUGUUCAAGAAAGUCUGUUCACAAAGGCAAAUCCUAUCAACCUUUCAGCUCUAAAUGUCCUGGAUAUGAUUUUUCAGAACAUUAAAGAUACCACUUUUCAUCAGCAUCAGCUAAAAGCUAUGUAUUUAAUAUUCUGAAACAUCGCUUAAGAAGCAUGUAGCUUAGGUUCCUCAAGCCUUCCAAGAAGGAAAAGGAAACUGGGAGGGGAGGGGGCACUUAAAGUGCCUGAAAUGUGUAUGUGCUGUUGAUUGUUGUUAUCCUCAACAUCUGUUUCAGUAUCUAAGGGAAUUGGUAUGUGGGCAUGAACUGUUCUAAUAUUAAUCUUGGUCUCUGUUCAUUUGGUAUGCCCCAGCAAAUUAUAACAGCCACAAUCAGAGUUUAAAAUAUAACCUAAUUCUUUAAUCAAGACAGGUUCACUUUCUUCUGCCCUAUCAGUAAUAGUAGGCAAAACAGAAAGGGGGAAAAGAGCAGCAGUUUCACUCACUCUAGAAUGAUUUCUAUGCCAGCCUUACCAAAUUUUGCCAAGUCAAAGUUCAAGAAUAACGAAUGCCAAUCCUGGCCUGGCUGCAUUGCAUUGGUUCACCCAAUACUUGAGUCAUUCUGUGUGCACCAGAGAACUAAGAUGCUGUUUUAAGAAAAUGGUCACAGGGCUGGGAAUGUAGCUUAGUGGUAGAUGUUCUUGCCUACUGAGCAAGGACCUGGGAUAGAUCAGCAGCAUCAUAUAAAAGGCAUAGGCUUAUAAUGAAGUUUCCCCAACAACAUAAUUAGAUCACUCAAGUUACUUAGUCGGAGUUCCUUGACUUGUUUAUGGGCAGUUCUUCAUAGAUGGUGCUUGAUGUAGUAUGGAACCUUAAGGUGUAGAAAAUAUUACACAAAUGUGGGCAUGGCACACUUAUGUUGCUUAGCAUACAUUAUGUUUUUGAUGCAACUAAAUGAAAUAAAUGUAAAACAAAACAAAAACAAAAAAACAUAAAAGCCCACCGCCUGAAGUGGGCAAAUAUGUAUUCCAUUAGUUGGUGCUUUUAAUCUCCUGUCCAGAGAAGUCCAUAACUUCCACUGCACAGGUAACAAUAGGUAAACGGAGGCUUGGACAACUCUGAAUGGUUAAUCCCCAAAUUCUUCACAAGAAUUAAGAACAGAAGGGACAAGUUGGAAGUUAAUGGUCACCUUUGUGCCAUCCCAUGUUCUUAAGAGGAUUAAGAGUCUAGAGUGAGUAAAAAUUACCUAGAAGGGGUUUACAGAAGAGGGACUAGAAGACUGUAAAGCUAGAUACUGCUACAGGAAGUAGGGAUGAUAACCUUAGUUUGAGUAGUAAUCAGCAAAAGAGAGAAAAUAAAUAUGUAAGCAAAUCUCUGCUCGUUUCACUCCAGGCAUAAGCCAGUAUGACAUUAGAGGAACACAUACAUGAAUGCUGCAUGUGUGCAUGGAAGCGAGCCAUCAGCAAUAGUGAACGCUCCCAAAAGCCUUAUAAAAUAGAAACAGUAGGAAAUAUUGGUAGACCUAAGUUAAUAUUUCUCAUACAUGUAUAAAGAAACGUAGUGAAGAGACUCACCUCAGUGUUUCAGGGCCACAAGUGCUCUGUUAUCUUUGUGAAGCAAGGAUGAAGAAGCAUGGCGAAGUCCAACCAGCAAGCAGAAAUGGCGUCUCAAUCCCAGGCUUUAUCUUCUUCCCCUACCCUGCAUGUACAAUAACUGCUACCUGGCAAACUGCAAUCAUGCAAAUUCCAAACCUCACUUCUCUCUUGCCAACUACACUCUGCACAAAGUACCCAGCAAGAGGUGGGAUGGCUAGAGCAGCAAGUCAAGAGAAGUUGGCACCACUCUUGUUGAGUCACUUGCCCUCUUCGGGCUCCUUUAUUACCCACACAUGAAAGAAGAGAGACACAGAGUGGGAGCAGAGCUCUAACAACUCUCCAAGUGUAGCACUCUACAACAUUUCAAGUAACAUAGUUCAGUCAGGCUAUACAGAGAAGGGAAAGGGCAAAGAUGUGAUUAAGUAUGGUGACAGCAGCAGCCUUCACAUAGCUAAGAGUUAGCACUAGGACAUUUCGAUCAUGCAGAGCAACUGUUAGGAACUUCUGUCUAACAAUCACAAACAGGUUUGCGGUCAGCCUCAACAUGUGCGCUGUGCAUUCUAUAGUCAAUUUGGAAAGAUCUGCUCAAUUAUUUUUCAAAACAAAAAUUUCAAUCCAGUAAAUUAAUAUGUAUACAAGUCAGACAAAGAAAACACAGAUACUGUACAAUAGUGUGAGAGACUAUGAAAUGGCAAUACUUUUUUAAACCACAGAUUUGUAAUAUAUUUGUUCACUGUGCAGAGGAUGUACCUUAUACAAAAUAAAAUGGAUUCUCAAACUAACAUUACAAGAAUGCCUACUGUUGUGUUGCAAACUGAAAAUCUAUACAUUUUAUGUUUAAGACAAUACUAAACCCUCAUUUGGUAUGGUUACUUUAAACAGCUGGAAGAAUGAAAAUUACCACAAUACAUGUUAGAAAAAGGAACCAAAGUGUUAUUUUUAAAAUAACAAAUGGGAUCUCCUUAACUCAUGUUAAAUAUUUUAAAAUCCCAUUCACACCAGUAUUAGGCUCCUGUUUUUCCAAGAAUGUGUACUCAAGUACAUCCCGUGGCACAAAGGGCAAGUGUAAAAACUACCCAAUGUAUAUAAAUCCAGUGAAUAGCUUUUAACUAAGAGAUUUUAGCAUGUGUCCACUUUAAGACAUUUUAAACCAAAUCUUAAGACAUAGCUGAGUUUAAAAUAUAAGGGGACAGGGGAACUGUAAGAUUGUCAUGAUGAUUCACAACUAUAACCCCAGCACUCGGGAGGCUGAAGCAGGACUGCUAAGAGUUCCAGGCCAGCCAGGGCUACAAUGUAAGACCCUGUCUCAAAACAAGCAAACAGUGAAAGCCAGGCAUGGUGCCAUACACUCAUGCAAUCCCAUUAUUCAGGAGACUAAGGCAGGAGAGUUUCAAGUUGAAGAAGCUUGAGCUACAUAGUGAGUUCAAGAGUAGCCUAGGCUAGGAGAUUUUAUUUCAAGAAACAUAAAAGGCAGGAGGCUUAUUAUUAUUAUUUAAAAAAUACAAAGCUCAAUCAGUGAUAGGGCAUUUUGCCUAGCAUGAAGCCCUGGGUUCAGUUCCCAGCAUCACAAAAGCUUAGAAGAAAAUACAGAUGCCAAAAAAUAGUUUACUGGGCUGGCAAGAUGAUGACCUGAGUUCAAUGCCCAGAACCCAUAAGGUAUAAAGUACAAGCUGUCCUCUGAUUUUCACACACACACACACACACACACACACACACACACACACACACACACACUCUCUCUCUCUCUCUCUCUCUCUCUCUCUCUCUCUCUCUCUUUCUCUCCCCAAACAAAUAAAUGUAAAUAAAUUAAAAAGUAACUCCUGAAAUGAAUUCAUUGAGUUUAAUUUGCUCUUCAGACUUUCAAAGGUGUAUAUAUAUUAACCUCACACUAAGUCAACUCAAAAUAUUCCAACUUGUCAGUUCACAAGGCUUAUGUGAUAUUUAAGUGAUUCUAGCCCUUCAAGGGACUGAGAAUUCAAGGGUCUGGAAUUCAAAGCUAGUCUAGGCAAGUUAGUGAAAACUUAUGUCAAAUUAAAAUAAAUAGCUGGAAAUGUUAGCUCUGUAGCAGAACACUUACUUAAAAUGUGUGAGACCGUGGGCUGGUGAGAUGGCUCAGUGGGUAAGAGCACCCGACUGCUCUUCUGAAGGUCCAGAGUUCAAAUCCCAGCAACCACAUGGUGGCUCACAACCAUCCGUAACGAAAUCUGACUCCCUCUUCUGGAGUGUCUGAAGACAGCGACAGUGUACUUACAUAUAAUAAGUAAAUAAAUAAAUAAAUAAAUAAAAUCUUUAAAAAAAAAAAAAGUGUGAGACCGUAAGUUCAGUCACCAAUACCACCACCGCCACCACCACCACCAUCAUCACCACCAUGUCCACCACUCAACACACACACACACACACACACACACACACACACAAGUUAUUUCAAUUUAGUACAAUGUUUAACCAAGAAUAAUAUAUUUUUGCUACUCAGAAAUAAGUGUCAUUCAGGAGGGACAAUUAACAGGUAAUUCUCCAGGGCUGGAGGUUGACACAUUUAGUUAACAAAGGGUAAAGUUAUACUCUGUGAGUCUCUGAAUAUUACUAGUACCAUAAAUAAUAGUCAAGAACCAAUGGCUGCAGGUGGUGCCCUUAGCAUCCAUACAUUCUAUAGUCACUCACCUACUGAGAAGGAAGACACAAGAGUUCAUCUGAUCUCUGAAACAAUGACAGAUGGAAAACCUCUCUAAGGAAGAUGGAUUCAUGGAUGGCUACAUGGGAGUUCGUUAUGUUAUUUGUGCUUUGUAAAGUUUUAUGUCUAUGGUUAUAGAAUUAUAUCACUACAAUUCUAUGUUAUUUUAGUACAGAACAGUUAAUUGUCAGAAUAUAAACAUGAACAAAAUCUA
Messenger RNA from Mus musculus (house mouse), 8628 nucleotides. It is a transcript of the gene Megf11, whose product is annotated as multiple EGF-like-domains 11. The record is from RefSeq and is a predicted model, not a curated record. The transcript has 23 exons. Lineage: Eukaryota; Metazoa; Chordata; Mammalia; Rodentia; Muridae. Gene Ontology annotation, molecular function: scavenger receptor activity. Gene Ontology annotation, cellular component: plasma membrane; basolateral plasma membrane. The coding region runs from base 211 to 3276 and encodes 1021 amino acids. Gene Ontology annotation, biological process: vesicle-mediated transport.